AUGUACACGAAAAUAUUUCAUGGCAAUCGAGAACGAGGAAACUGGCCAACCACCUGUGCAAUAAAGUCAGCCAGGUUGCUGGGGAAAUCUUUGCCAGACGCUUGUGUACUAAGUACAAGUACACGCAAAUAUCUAAAGCCGACUGUGAACGGGGAAACUGGCCAACCACCUGUGCAGUCAUAUCGGGCAGGUGGCGAGGCAAAUCAUGCUCGGAGAACUAGCAAUGUAAUGCACAUGUACACGAAACUAUUUAAAGGCAACUUGUACACAUACAUAUCUAAAGCCGACUAUGAACGAGGAAACUGGCCAACCACCUGCACCGUCAUAUCGAGCAGGUGGCUAUGGAAAUCAUGCUCGGAGAACGAGCUGUGUACUACACAUGUACAUGAAAAUACUUAA
Molecule: messenger RNA, 399 nt
Organism: Prunus armeniaca (apricot)
Lineage: Eukaryota; Viridiplantae; Streptophyta; Magnoliopsida; Rosales; Rosaceae
Source: the annotation of a GenBank genome assembly